Molecule: messenger RNA, 309 nt
Organism: Rhizophagus irregularis DAOM 181602=DAOM 197198
Lineage: Eukaryota; Fungi; Glomeromycota; Glomeromycetes; Glomerales; Glomeraceae
Source: RefSeq, a predicted model, not a curated record
UUAAUAAAAGGUUUUGGAAAGUCAAUAACAGAGUUAUGAAAGAAUGCCGUGAUCUGUUCUUUUUCUUGAUCAUCAAGACAGGAGAAAUAUGUUCGAAAGAUGAGAGCUUUUUUCGUCUCAUCUUGUUUAAUAUAUUUAAAUGGGUUUCUCCAAAGUAUACGUACAACGACUUGACAAUAAUCUUGAUUUAAAACGACACAUGAAUAUAAAGUUUUAAUAUCGUGAAUAACAUACUGAAUAAUUUCAUAUAUACAGUCGGCUGUUAAAUUUACUGUACUGGUGAUAUCUUGAUUUCGCGACAUAUUUCGU